Messenger RNA from Impatiens glandulifera, 1624 nucleotides. Its product is annotated as protein CANDIDATE G-PROTEIN COUPLED RECEPTOR 7-like. NCBI's taxonomy places the organism in Eukaryota, Viridiplantae, Streptophyta, Magnoliopsida, Ericales, Balsaminaceae. The transcript has a single exon. Gene Ontology annotation, cellular component: membrane; Golgi apparatus. The record is from RefSeq and is a predicted model, not a curated record. The coding region runs from base 86 to 1399 and encodes 437 amino acids. Gene Ontology annotation, biological process: transport.
UUUCGCUUAAUUCUCCCGCAAGGUUGAUCAUCUCCAUCCCUCUCUCACCAUCAACGAAUACUCCGAUCGGCAACGACCAAUAACCAUGAAAAUAAUUCUCUCCAAGGCGGCCGUCGCCGUCGCCGUGAUCUUCCUUCUCCUUUCUCCAGCAAUCGCCGAGAUUAAAAAGUUAAAGAUCAAAAACGACGCCCGUCCAAUGAUCCUAUUCGAGAAAUUCGGUUUUACACACACUGGAUUCGUCGCCGUCGCCGUCUCCGGUGUCGCCGUCACCUCAACCCUAGCCCGACCUGAAGCUUCUCGUCUCGGUUUCUUCCUAUUAUCAGAAGAAUCCCUAAUUCAAGUCGUAAUCGAGAUCCAGCAAAACCCUAGCCUCUGCGUUCUCGAUUCAAGAUAUAUUAAUCAUCUCUUCACUUUCCGUGAGCUAUCUCCUCCUCCUGAAUCUACUUUCAAUAACUCGUAUCCUGUUACUUCACCAAACGAGUAUAAUCUCUUCUUCGCAAAUUGCGCGCCGGAGAGCCAAGUGACUAUGGAUGUACGUACCGAGAUCUAUAACCUAGAUUCCGGCGUUAAGGAUUACCUCUCCGCUGGUCUAACUCAGAUCCCUACAAUGUUCUUUCUUUUCUCUAUAACCUAUUUUAUUUUCCUAGGAUUCUGGAUCUAUACUUGCUUAAUCAACAAACGAUCUGUUCAUCGGAUCCAUAUCCUGAUGGCGGUUUUACUUCUAACGAAAGCUUUGAAUCUGAUCUUCGCGGCUGAGGACAAACAUUACGUAAAGAUAACAGGAACACCUCAUGGUUGGGACAUCUUGUUCUACAUUUUCCAGUUUAUCAGAAUUGUCCUACUCUUCACUGUAAUUAUCUUGAUUGGGACUGGUUGGUCGUUUUUGAAGCCAUUUCUGCAAGAUAAAGAGAAAAAGGUGUUGAUGAUUGUGAUCCCACUUCAAGUAUUAGCCAAUUUAGCUUCAAUUGUGAUUGAUGAAACUGGACCCUUUAUCAAGGAUUGGGUUACAUGGAAUCAGGUGUUCUUGUUAGUAGACAUAAUCUGCUGCUGUGCAAUUAUUUUCCCAAUUGUUUGGUCGAUUAGAUCAUUGAGGGAGACUUCAAAAACAGAUGGGAAGGCUGCUAGAAACUUAGCAAAGCUUACUCUUUUUAGACAGUUCUAUAUUGUAGUGAUUGGAUAUUUAUACUUCACUAGGAUUGUUGUGUUUGCAUUGAAGACAAUUGCAGCUUAUAAAUAUCAAUGGGUUAGCAAUGCAGCUGAGGAGAUUGCUAGUUUGGCUUUCUAUAUAGUUAUGUUCUAUAUGUUUAGGCCAAUCGAAAGAAACGAGUACUUUGUUCUCGAUGAGGAGGAAGAACGGGAAGCUGAGAUGGCUUUAAGGGAUGAAGAAUUUGAACUUUGAAGAAGAUGAAGAUUCAUAGCAAGAUGUAAGUUGUUGUUCUUAACUAAUCUUACAAGUAUUUGAAUUUAUUUGGCUUCUAAUUGUGUUGGUUUUCAAGUGUUGUUUUGAACCAAAUUGAGGAUUAGAUGAGUGUUUUCAUUCAAACAAACAUACUAUAAUAUUGAUUGAUGUUCCACUAAGAGUUAUUACCAGGAAUAGAAGUCUUGAAUCUUGUAUUUUGUUUUU